Mirounga angustirostris (Northern elephant seal) is the source of this 15372-nucleotide messenger RNA. RefSeq names its product armadillo repeat-containing X-linked protein 1. NCBI's taxonomy places the organism in Eukaryota, Metazoa, Chordata, Mammalia, Carnivora, Phocidae. Gene Ontology annotation, molecular function: protein binding. Gene Ontology annotation, cellular component: mitochondrion. The coding region runs from base 660 to 9119 and encodes 2819 amino acids. The record is from RefSeq and is a predicted model, not a curated record. The transcript has 9 exons.
CGUGACCUGGAGCUGCAGAGCGACGCAGCCUUCGGUGCAGUCGUCACUCCCGUCUGGGUACCGGCUCCCCGCGGUCCUGCGCCUGGCGGGCUGGCAUCGGGCCCGAGGAAAGCGGAGCAGUAGUUCCGUGUGGCACUUUUGUGGCGAGGCAAGGGAAGAAGGAGAGAAGAAAACUGCACAGGAUCUGUGGAGUUUUCCAGAUUCCCCCGCCUGUCUGAGCACCUUGGUGAAGGAAAUGAUGGACUUUUGGGAGAAACCUUAGAAUCCUACAGGUCUUCCCAUAGGCCUACAGUAGGGUUGGAAGCCAGGGAAAGGGGGAGACUGGCCUGGAACCAUAAAGAUCGGCCUGCAGGUCUGCUGUAGGGCUUGAGAUUACUGGAAGCAAAGAAACAAGGAGGAAAUUGCCCCUGAUCAGUAUAGCCUGGUCUACAGAUCUCAUGAGUUAAUAGAUCUACUUUAGGGUAUAUCACCAAUCAAGAGAAGGAAAGAGGAGGGAACUGCCUUGAUCAUUACAGGUCCACCUCCAGUGGCAGCUGUAGUGGCCUUUAAGUGGCUGAAGACCAGCGCCUUCACAGGCCUACACCCAGACCUACUACCCUCUUUCCCCAUCCUGACUGAGCCCCCUGUACCUUGUUCGUGCCUUCAGUAGGGGUGAUUACAUGGGUCGCGUUCAGGAAGUGGGCUGGGUGACUGCAGGACUGGUGGUUUGGGCUGGUACCUGCUACUACCUUUACAGAUUAACCAAGGGAAGAGCGCAGAGUGUGAGGACACUUGCCAAAAAUGGGUCCAGAGUCAAGAUGGAGACUGUGCUUGGGGUACAGAACCAGACCUUGGCCACGGGUGAAGCCAUGGCUGGGACAGAGACUGAGACUAGACCCCAGGCCACGUCUGGAGCAGAAGCUGAAGCAGGAAGUAGGGCUGGGGCUGAAGUAGAGAUUACCACCACUGCUAAAGCCAGACCCAAAGCCAACUCUCAGGCCAUGACAAUGGCUGAGGCAGAGGCAGCGAUACAAUCUGAGGCCAAAACAGUGGCCAGAACAGUGGGCACGACAGAGGUGGUGACUCUGACUGAGGCCCAGGUCAAAGCUGGGGAAGUGGCUAUGAAAGAGGCUGUGACCCAAACUGACUCUGAGGCUGGGAGAGUAGUCAAGAAAGAGGCUGUGACCCAGACCAAGGUUAAAAUUUGGGCACUGGCUGCCAGGGCAGAGACCAAGAAAGAAGUAAUGACCCAGACCAAAGUGGAGGCUCGUAUACUGGCUGAAAAAGAGAUGAAAAGAAUAAUGGUGACACAGAGCGAGGCCUUAGGAGUGAUCAGGGAAGUGACCAAGAUCAGUGCUAUGAGUAAGACUGGAAUUGUGGCUGAGACCAAGGCAAGAGCCCUGGAAGAGAUUGUGAGUGUGGCCAAGACUCAGUCUGAGGCCAGGCCUGGUAACACAGUUGAUGCUAAGGGAAAUCCUAAUACCAUGUCCAGGGCAGAAGUUGGAGUGGACAUGAGGUCUUGUGCACCAUCUCAGGCUGUGACCAAGAUCCAGGUCAACACCAUGCCUGGUGCUGGGGUUGAGGUCAAGGGGAAUCACAAAACCAUGUCUCGGGCAGAGUCUAGGGCAGACGUGAGGGCUCCUGCCCAGCCUCAGAUUAUAGCCAAGACCCAGGCUGAGGCUAUGCUUGGGGCAAAGGUUGAUGCUGGGGGUAUUACAAAUGCCAUGUGUAAGAUAGGGGCAGAGGCAGACAUGAGAGUUUCUACACAACCUCAGACUGUGGCCAAGAAACAGGCCGAGACAAUGUUUGGUGCCGGGGUUGAUGACAGGGGAAAUGCUGAUGUCACAUCUAAGGCAGUGGCUGGAGCUGACAUGAAGGUUGCUGCUCAACUUCAAGCUGCAGUCGGUGCUCAGGCUGAGGCUAUGCCUGAUGUCAGGGUUAAAGGAAGAGGUAACUCCAGUGCAAUGUCUAAAACAGGGGCCAGGGCAAACUUGAGGGCCAAUUCCCAGGCUGAGGCCUUGCCUGAUGCCAGGGUUAAGACCAGAGACAAUCCCAAUGCCAAGUCUAAGAUGGGGGCUGAGACAGAUAUGGAGCUCUAUACGCAGCCUCAGCCUGUGGCCAAUGUCCAGGUUGAUGCCUUGCCUGAUGGCAGGAUUAAGGCUAAAGGCAAUGCCAACAUGUUAUCUAAAGAAGGGGCUGGGACAGACACAAAGGCACAGUCUCAGGCUUCCACCAAGAGCCAGGUUGAGACCUUACCUGGUACUAGAGGUAAGACUAGGGGAAAAGGCAAAAGUAAGCAUAAAGCAGGAGUCGGGAUAGAAAUGAAAACCUGCGCGCAGCCUCAGGUUGGGGCCAAGACCCAAGCUGAUGCUUUUCCUGAUUCCAGGGUUGAUGGCAGGGGUGAUCCUAAUGCCAUUUCUAGGUCAGGGGCUAAGGCGGAACUGAGGGCCUGUGGUCAGCCCCAGACUGAGGCCAGUUCCCAGGGUGAGGGCUUGCCUGGUACUAAGAAUAAGGUCAGAGGCAAUCCCAGUGCUGUGUCUAAGGCAGGGACUGGGCCAGAUACACUGGGCUCUGCCCAGCUCCAGGUUGUGGCCAAUUCCCAGGGUGAAGCCUUGUCUGGUAAUAAGAGCAAGGUCAGGGGCAAUCCCAGUGUUGUGUCUAAGGCAGGGAUUGGGCCAGAUACUAUGUGUUCUGCCCAGGGUGAAACAGAUACAACAGGCUCUGCCCAGCCCCAGGCUGUGGCCAGUUCCCAGGGUGAAGCCUUGCCUGGUACUAAGAACAGGGUCAGGGGCAAUUCCAAUGCUGUGUCUAAGACAGGGGCUGGGCCAGGUACAGUAGGUUCUGCUCAGCCUGAGGCUGUGUCUAAUUCCCAAGGUGAAACCUUGCCUGGUACUAAAAAUAAGGUCAGAGGCAAGUCCAGUGCUUUGUCUAAGGCAGGGGCUGGGCCAGAUACAGUGGGCUCUGCCCAGCUCCAGACUGCGGCCAAUGCCCAGGAUGAAGCCUUGUCUGGUACCAAGAAUAAAGUCAGGACCAAUCCCAGUGCCGUGCCUAAGGCAGACACCAGAGCAGAUUCAGUGGGCUCUGCCCAGCCUCAGACAGAUAUAACAGGUGCUGCCCAGCCCAUGGCUGUGGCCAAUUCCCGGAGUGAGGCCUUGCCCAGUAUCAAGAAUAAGGGUAAGGGCAAUCCCAGUGCUUUGUCUAAAGCAGGGACUGGGCCAGAUAUAGUAGGUUCUGCCCAGCCUCAGGUUGUGACCAAUUCCCAGGGUGAAGUCUUGUCUGGUACUAAGAACAAGGUCAGGGGCAAUCCCAGUGCUGUGUCUGAGGCAGAGGCCAGGGCAGAUGCAAUGGGCUCUGCCCAGCCUCAAACGGACACAACAGGCUCCACCCAGCCCCCGGCUGUGGCCAGUUCCCAGGGUGAAGCCUUGCCUAGUAUGAAGAAUAAGGUUAGGGGUAAGUCCAAUGCUGUGUCUAAGAUAGGGGUUGGGCCAGAUACAGUGAACUCUGUCCAGCCUCGGGUCGUGGCCAGUUCCCAAGGUGAAGUCUUGCCUGGGACUAAGAAGAUCAGGGGCAAUCCCAGUGCUGUGUCUAAGGCAGAGGCCAGAGCAGACACAAUGGGCUCUGCCCAGCCUCAAACAGACACAAGAGGCUCUGCCCAGGCCCUGGCUGUGGCCAAUUCCCAAAGUGAAACCUUGCCUAGUAUCAAGAAUAAGGUUAGGGGCAAGUCCAUUGCUAUGUCUAAGACAGGGGCUGGGCUAGAUACAGUGGGCUCUACCCAGCCCCAGGCUGUGGCCAGUUCCCAGGGUGAAGUCUUGUCUGGUACUAAGAACAAGGUCAGGGGCAAUCCCAGUGCUGUGUCUGAGGCAGAGGCCAGGGCAGAUGCAAUGGGCUCUGCCCAGCCUCAAACGGACACAACAGGCUCUGCCCAGCCCCUGGCUGUGGCCAGUUCCCAGGGUGAAGCCUUGCCUGGUAUCAAGAAUAAGGUUGGGGGCAAGUCCAAUGCUGUGUCUAAGAUAGGGGCUGGGCCAGAUACAGUGGGCUCUGCCCAGCUCCAGGCUGUGGCUAAUUCCCAGGGUGAGGCCUUGCCUGGUGUCAAGAAAAAGGUCAAGGGAAACCCCAGUGCUUUAUCUAAAGCAGGGACUGGGCCAGAUACAGUGGGCUCUGCCCAGCUCCAGGCUAUGGCCAAUUCCCAGUGUGAAGCCUUGCCUGGUGUGAAAAAUAAGGUCAGCAGCAAUCCCAAUGCUGCGUCUAAGGUAGAGGCCAGAGCAGAUACAACAGGCUUUGCCCAGCCUCAGGCUGAGUCUAAUUCCCAGGGUGAAGCCUUGCCUGGUGCCAGGAGUAAGGUCCGGUGUAAUCUUAGUGCUGUGUCUAAAGCAGACACUGGGCCAGACACAGUGCGCUCUGCCCAGCCACAAACUGUGACCAAUUCCCAGGGUAAAGCCUUGCCUAGUGUCAAGAAUAAGGCCAGGGGCAAUCCCAGUGCUGUGUGUAAGAUAGAGGCCAGGGCAGAUGCAGUGUGCUCUGCCCAGCCUCGAGCAGAUAAAACAGGCUCUGCCCAGCUCCAAGCUGUGACCAAUUCCCAGGGUAAAGCCUUGUCUGGUACUAAGAGUAAGGUCAGAGGCAAUUCCAGUGCUGUAUCUGAGGCAGAGGCCAGGGCAGAUAUAACAGGUUCUGCCUGGCCUCAGGCUGUGGCCACUUCCCAGGGUGAAGUUUUGCCUGGUACUAAGAAUGUCAGGGGCAAUCCCAAUGCUGUGUCAAAGGCAGAGGUUGGGGCAGAUACAAUGGGCUCUGCCCAGCCUCAAACAGAUACAACAGGCUCUGCCCAACCCCUGGCUGUGGCCAAUUCCCAGGGUGAAGUCUUAGCUGGCACUAAGAAUAAGGUCCGGGGCAAUCUCAGUGCUGUGUCUAAAGCAGGGAUUGGGCCAGAUACAGUGGGUUCUGUCCAGCCCCAGGCUGUGGUCAAUUCUCAGGGUGAAGCCUUGCCUAGUGUCAAGAAUAAGGUCAGAGGCAAUCCCAAUGCUGUGUCUAAGGUAGAGGCCAGAGCAGAUACAACAAGUUUUGCCCAGCCUCAGGCUGUGUCUUAUUCCCAAGGUGAAACCCUGUCUGGUGCCAGGAGUAAGGUCCAGGGCAAUCCCAGUGCUGUAUCUAAGGCAGGCACUGGGCCAGAUAUAAUGUGUUCAGCUCAGCCUCAAACAGAUAUAACAGGCACUGCCCAACCCCAAGCCAUGUCUAAUUCCCAAGGUGAAGCCUUGCUUGGUGCCAGAAAUAAGGUCAGGGACAAUCUCGAUGUGGUAUUUAAGGCAGGGUCUGGGCAAGAUACAAUAGGCUCUCUUUCACCAAAGGCCGUGGCGAUUUCUCAGGGCAAGGCCCUCCUUGGUGCCAGAAGUAAGGUCAGGGGAAAUACCAAUGCUGAGUCUAAGGUAGAGGCUGGGGCACAUAUGAUGGGCUCUGGCCAGCCUCAGUCUGCAGCCCAUUCCCAGAGUAAGAUCUUGCCUGGGACAAAGGACAGGGCUAUACCCAAGUCUGAGGCAGAUGAGGGCUAUGCAAAGCCCAAGGCUGAGGCCACACCCACUGUUGAGAGUGGGGGUGGGACAGGCACUCAGGGCUGCAGAAAGACUCGGUCUAGGGUCCAUGACUACUACUGGAAUGGGAUUGGUAUUGAGGAUUGGAUUGCUUCUGAGCGAUGGAUCAAAUUUAGGUUUCAGGCCAGGGAUGGAUACUGGGAGAAUACCAUGUCCUGGGCUGAUGAUGAGAAUGAAGCCAGUAUUGAGUCCUGGAGUGGGGCUAGUGAUAAGUCUGAUAUUAGGUCCUGGGCUGGGGCUAAGCGUGAGAAUGAAGUUGGUUUUCCAUCCUGGGCUACAGCUGGGGACCAGGCCUGUGGGGGGCUCUGGGUUGAGAGUCAGGCCAGUGGGGGUUCUUUGUCAGAGGCCAGGGACAUGGCCAUUGGAGCAUCCUGGAUUGGGGCUGAGAACCAGGCCAGUGGGGUGUCUUGGGCUAGCACCAGGAACCAGGCUAUUGGGGAGCCCUGGGCUGGAGGUCAGGCCAGUGGGGUGUCCUGGGCUGGGGAAGAUGCCAUUGGAGGGUCCUGGAUGGGAGCUGAGGAACAGGACAGUGGAAGGUCCCAGGAUGGCGCUGGGAUUCAGGCUAAUGGAGGGUCCUGGGCUGAAGCUAGAGCUGGGAAUGUGGCUAGUAUUGGGCACUGGCCUGGGGAUAUGGACCAGGCUAGUGGAGGGUACUGGGUUGGGACUGGUGACCUGUCUGGUGGAUCCAAGCCUAGAUUUGAGGAUCAGGCCAGUGAAGAUAUGUCCUGGGCUGACACAGCCAACCAAGCCAGUGGAGGGUCCAGGCUGAGGCCUGUGGACCAGUCUGGUGGUGAGUCCUGGGCUAGGGCUGGGGAACAGGCCAACAAAGGUCCUAGGCCAGGGUUUGUGGACCAGUCCAGUGUUGGGUCCUGGGCUAGCACUGGGAAUCAGGCCAGUGGAGGAUUCUUGGUUGGGACUAUGGACCAGGCCAGUGGGGGGUCCUGGGCUGGAACUGGUGAUCAGUCUGGUGGUGAGUCCAAGCCUAGAUUUGAGGAUCUGGCAAACAUAGAAGUGUCUUUGGCUAGGGUUGGUGGCCAGGCUGGUGGAGGGCCUAGGCUGGGGCCUGAGGACCAGUCCAGUGGAAGGUCCUGGGCUGACUCUGGGGACCAAGCCAGUGGAGGGUUCUUGGUUGGGGCUGCGGACCAGGCCAAUGGAGGGACCUGGGCUGUACCUGGGGAUCAGGCUGGUGGUGAGACAAAGCCUAGAUCUGAAGAGCAGGCAAGUGGAAGAGGGUCUUGGGCUGACAAUGGGGGCCAGGCUGGUGGAGGGUCUAGGCUGGGUCCCAGGGACCAGUCCAUUGGAGAUUCCUGGGCUGGCACUGGGGACCAGGCCAGUGAAGAAUGUAGGCCCGGGCCUGAGGAUCAGUCCAAUGGAUGGUUCUGUGCUUACAGUGGGAGUCAGGCUAAUGCAAGUGGGUCCUGGGGUGGGGCUGGUGGCCAGGCUAUUGGAGGAUCUAGACUAGGGCCCACGAUCCCAUCCAGUGGUGGGUCCUGGGCUGAUACUGGAAGUCAGGUCAGUGGAAGGUCUUGGGCUGGGACUGGAGAUCAGGCUAGUAGCUGUCCCAAACCUGGAUUUGAGGAUCAAGCCAAUGGAGGAGGGUUCUGUUCUGGUGCUGAGGACCAGGCUGUUGGAGGGUCUAAUCCAGGGCCUGCAAACCAGUCCAGUGGUGGGUCCUGGACUGGCACUGGGAGUCAGGCCAGUGGAAGGUCCUGGGCUGGGGCUGGGGAUCAGGCUGAUAGUGGUUCCAAACCUGGAUUUGAGGACCUAGCAGGUAGAGAAGGCUCCCAGCCUGGCACUGGGGAUCAGGCUAGUGGAAAAUCUUGGGCUGGGUCUAGGCCUGGUAAUGAAGCCAGUAGAGGGUCUAGGCUGGGGCCCAAGGACCAGGCAAGUAGAGGGCCCUGGGCUACGGCUGGUGACCAGGCCAGUGGAAGACCCCAGAUCAGUGCCGAGAUGGAGGCCAGUGAAAGAUCCUGGUUUGGGCCUGGGGGUGAGACUAGUACCGGGUCCUGCUUCAGGAGAGGGGAAGAGGCUGGUAUUGUAUCCAAACCUGGAGGUAAAAAUGAGGACAGUAUUGAAUCCAGAUCAAGGGCUAAAGAAGAAGCCAUCAUUAGUUCCAGAUUUGGGGCUGAGGAUAAGGCCAAUAUUGGGUCCUGGAUCAGAUCUGAAGAGGCAGCCUGUAUGGAUUCCUGUAUGGGGGCUGAGGCUGGGGCUGCGGCAGAGGUCAGGAAGGAGUCUUGGCUCUGGGAUGGAGAUGCAGCCACUACAGGGUCUAGGCUUGGGGCUGAGGAAGAGGCUUGCAUGGGGUCAUGGACUUGGGCUGAGGAUGUGGAUGAGGAUGAGCUAAGUAGAGCAUCCAGCCCUGAUAUUGAGGAGAUCAGUUUAAGGUCCUUGUUUUGGGCUGACAGUGAGAAGAGUCAUGAGUUCAGAUCCGAGAGGGAGCAAAAUGUCAAUUUUGAGUGUGGAGCUGGAGAUAAGGCCAGCGCCAAGGAUAACUUUGAGGCACCAACUGCUGGUGGAGUUGAGGAAAAGUCUUGGUUCUGGGAUGGUAAUGAAAACAGAAGUGAGGACAAAUCUGCACCUAAGACUAAAGCCAAAAAGUCAGCUGAGUCAAGAGGCACAUAUCCAUCCAUGGUCCCUGGGGCAGGAAUGGGGUCAUGGGCAGGAGCCAUGAUCUGGACGGAAAUGAAAUUUCCAUACCAAAAUAAGUCCUGCUUCCCACCUGAAGAUGAGCUAAGAAAGCAGAUCAGGGAUGAGGAGAAAACUCAGCCCUGGACCUGUCGCUGUAAACGCGAAGCUAAUAUGGAUCCACGAGAGCUUGAAAAACUCAUUUGCAUGAUUGAGAUGACUGAAGAUCCUUCUAUUCAUGAAAUAGCCAAUAAUGCUCUUUAUAACAGUCCCGAAUAUCCCUUUUCCCAUGAAGUCAUUCGAAAUGCAGGUAGAAUCUCAAUUAUUGAAAGUUUGCUCAAUAAUCCCUAUCCCAGUGUAAGGCAGAAGGCUUUAAAUGCACUGAAUAACAUCUCAGUGGCUGCUGAAAAUCAUAGGAAGGUGAAAACAUACUUAAACCAAGUAUGUGAAGACACGGUCACCUAUCCCUUGAAUUCAAAUGUACAGCUGGCUGGACUAAGACUGAUAAAGCACUUGACUAUUAUUAGUGAAUAUCAGCAUAUGGUUACAAAUUAUAUUUCAGAAUUUCUUCGUUUGCUAACUGUGGGAAGUGGAGAAACGAAAGACCAUAUUUUGGGAAUGCUUUUGAAUUUCUCUAAAAAUCCAUCUAUGACAAAAGACUUACUCAUUGCCAAUGCACCAACGUCACUGAUUAAUAUCUUUAGCAAGAAAGAGACGAAAGAGAAUAUUCUUAAUGCUCUUUCACUAUUUGAAAAUAUAAAUUAUCAUUUUAAAAGAAGGGCAAAAGUAUUUACGCAGGACAAGUUCAGUAAAAAUUCUCUUUAUUUCAUAUUCCAACGGCCUAAAGCAUGUGCCAAGAAACUCCGAGUCUUAGCAGCAGAGUACAGUGACCCUGAGGUGAAAGAAAGAGUUGAGCUAUUAUUAAGUAAGCUCUGAUUAGUUGUAUGUUCCCAAACAAAUCUGAGUAAUAUUUUGGUUUUGUAGUCUGGAAGUAAUGCAUAUUGUAAAUUGCAUUACAACUUUGAAACUGAUGUUACUUGUGAUGGUCUGUAGCUGGAUCAUUUUAUGAACACCAAAUGUACUGAAAAUACAUGUGUUGAUUAUUACCUUGUCUGGAUUGAGAUAUUUUUAGUAUGCUUCAUGAGCAGAAACGACCUGAUUCUUCCUAAGUAAGGUAAUUUUUGGUCCUUUGUGUGGACUUAUGUUUAUACAUUUGAGACUUUAUUUUUAUGUUAUCAAUAAAGUUGUGUGUUUUAAGCAGAAAAAAAGAGACACAUCCUUGUCUUUGAGUUUAUGAUCUAUUUGGAAAGGCAAGAUGUAUGGAAACAAAAAUACGCUAACAAAGCCACAAGCCUCUGAUCAUGGCCAAACCCUUCUCAUCAGUGCAGAAACUUCUUCAGGCAGCAGUGCUCAGGCAAAGCUGUACAGAGGAGGGGGACACUUAGAUUUUGAUCUCAAGAGCAUUCCCUAAUAAAAGCCCUCAUGCUGAACUCUGAGUCUGCUCUCCAGGAAGCCAACCUACAACAGUUGGUAUGAGGAGUAGUUCAGGAAAGCAUACACUGUGAUGAAAUUUUGGAGAUGAAUCACCUGCUGCCCAGCUGGCAAUGAGGACCCCGUCACUGAUGGUAGAGGGUAGAGAAAUCUGAGGACCAGGCCCAGGACUUACUGAAAGCAAGCUUCAAAGGAAGUUAAAAUCCCAACCAAGACAAGUCUGCUAUGCCAAGAUCAGAGCCCUGGUUAGGAAGGCAUGGAACCCUGGCACAUGGGAUGGGGGCUUCUGGAUUGACAUCCCUAAAAAUCUUGUAUCUUCAGAUUUUCCUGGACACCUUGAGCAUUCAGAAAGGUCCCACUCCUUCCUAUUAAGGGCUAGUGCUUCACCUUGCUUGAUCUGCAGAGCCCUUUCUCCUGUAAGAUAAUAUGCAUUUCCCUCAGAAUCUGCCCCACUUCCCAUCUUGGCCACUGGGCCUAUAUAUAAAGUUAAGUCACAGCAUAGCUUCACUGGGGAUAUGCUGGGCCUAAGUAGGAAGGAAAGGGACUACCCCGAGAAGAAGCUAUAGGACCUAGCCAGCAUGUACUAGCAGGUGCUGAGGGGGGAGCACGGGACUGAAUUCUGAGGGCCUUGAUCAGGGGAGCUGGAAUAUAAAAUUGAAUAAGGGAAAAUUAAUUGUUUUGAGAGUUCUCAAAAAUACUGUAUUUUUACAGUAUUUAACCCCUCCCCCCGGGAAAGACCCCAGGAGAUCAAGUGAACUCAAUACUAGAAUGGCUUCUCAGAGUGUGGGGGGUGGGGGGGGGGAAGAAUUAAGUGAAGUAUAAAUGCCAAAGUUGUCAUAGCAGAUUGGGGAGAAAGGAUAAAAGGCUCAGGGAAGUGGGAAUGAUAGAAUAAAUAUAUUAUGUAUGUCCAGAAAACCCUCUGGAGGACUAGGUUCUGCAGGAGGACCCAAAAGGCACAAUGUUCGCUCAAGCUAUAAGGAAUGCACUGGUGAGAGGAAUGGCAGCAUUGCUAAGAAGUUCCGUGGUGGCUUGCCUCUGCAGGGCUCAGAGUAGGAGAGGAUGUUAGAGGAUGAGGAUCACUGAUAGGAACGGUGAUGUCCUGAAACAAGAGAGGCAGGAUGACUGCACAUAACCGUCAGAAGUCGGGUGGAUGCGAAUAUCAUAAUGCACUGCAGGGUAAGGGUGAGAGGCGGGGGGCCUGAUCUGCAGAGAGCUGUGGGGAUGGUUAAGAGGUAGUUAGUAGACUAUAUAUAACAAUAUAUAAUAUAUGGUCAAUAUAACACAGUGCCCUGGGGAAAAUAAGCAGCCAACAAUCUGUACUCAACGUGAACAACCAAAAGAAAUCAAAGAUGGUCAGGAAUCUGAAGGACAGUGCCUCCAUAAAAAGUCAUAAUUCCUUGCUCAGCUUCUGAUCCUAAGUCAGUUUUUGAACCAGGGCGCACUGUUUGAAGGAGAGGCUGAAGGAGAGGCUGGGGUACCCAGGAAGAAGAACCCUAUAACAUAUGUGUAGUAAUGAUUUGUCUAGUCCUUCUAUUUAUGCGUGUAACUGUAUGCAGGGGAAAGAGGAAUACCCAAACAUUUUGAGGCCCAAUGGACACUGGUUAUGAGUUGAUAUACCCAGAGACCUAAAAUGUCAUCAUGUCCCCCUUCUUAGAAUAAGGGCAGAUGGGAGCCUGGUAUUAAAUGGACUCCUGGCCUGUGUUGGGUUCAGAGUGGCUCCACUGGGUCCACAAGCCUACCUGAUGGCUAUAUUCUUGGUUUCUGAAUGUAUAAUUGGAAUAGACGUUUCGGUAGUUGGUACAAACCCCAUAUUGGUUUCUUGACUUGUGGAGUCAGAGCUAUUUGUAGAUGAAAAGCAGAAGUUUCUGAGACUGCCCUCACCUUCCUUGGCCAAGAUAAUGAAUGAAAACAUAUAGCGUCUUGGGGAGGACGGCAGAAGUUAGUGCCACCUUUGAAGACCUAAAGAUUGCUGGGAUGUGGCCCCUAUCAUAUCUACAUUUAAUACACCAGUUUGGGCCCCUGCACAAUGUGGGCAGAGCCUGGUACAUGACAGACCAUUGCAAACUCAACCAAGUAGUGAUACAAAUGCAGCCACCGUGUUAGAUGUAAUAUCUUUGCUAAAGCAGAAUAACAUGACCUUAGAUACCGAAUAAUUAGCUAUUGCUUUGGAACAUGUAGUUUUAUAUCCCUAUCAGAAUAAAAUAUCAGAAAAAGUUCACGUUCAUAUAGGACAACAGUAUACAUUUAUAGUUUUUCCUCAAAGGUCUACAACUCUCCUGUCCUCUGUCAUAUUAUAGUCUGGAGAUAGCUGGACCAUCUGAAUAUAAUACUAGUCCACUAUGUUGAUGACAUCAUGCUAAUCAGACCAAAAUGGGUAAGAAGUGGUUAGCGGGUUGGAGGCCUUGGUGAGAUACAUGUACUCCCCAUGAUGGGAGAUAAACCCUAGUGCAGGUUUUAGAGUUUUAAUGAUCAGGGGGUAUGCCAGGAGAUCCCCACCAAAUUAAAGGACAAAUUAUUGCAUUUUUCUGAAGGACAGUGCCUCCAUAAAAAGUCACAAUUCCUUGCUCAGCUUCUGAUCCUUCCCCACAAAGUAGGAGACUCAAUGCCUGGUAGGCUUCUUCGGGCUCUGGAAACAGCACAUUUCACACCUGGAGUUACUGUUUCUACCCAUAUACUGGGUGACACAAACAACUGCCAGCUUUGUGGAGGCUCCUGGGUGGCUCAGUCAUUAAGCGUCCGCCUUCGGCUCAGGUCAUGAUCCCAGGGUCCUGGGAUCGAGCCCCGCAUCGGGCUCCCUGCUCAGCGGGGGGUCUGCUUCUCCCUCUCCCACUCCGCCUGCUUGUGUUCCCUCUCUCGCUGUGUCUCUCUCUGUCAAAUAAAUAAAUAAAAUCUUAAAAAAAAACAAACCUGCCAGCUUUGAGUGGAACCUAGAGCAAGAGAAGGUCCCAUAGCAGGUCCAGGCUGUGGUUUCAAGUAGUCCUGCCACUUGCGCCAUACAAUAGACAGACCCUAUGGCAUCAGAGAUAUCUGUGUUGGCAAAAGAUGCCACAUGGAGUUUUUGAUAAGCCCCAGUGAGAAAGUCAGAACUUAGUCCAGAAUUUAGGUUCUGGAGCAAACUGUGCCAUAUACGGUGGAGAAUUAUAUAUCUUUUAAAAACAGCUCCUCACAUGCUACUGCAUCUGGAUAGAGACGGAAUGCCUGGCCAUAGGACAUCAAGUGACCAUGCAGCUAGAACUGCCCAUCAUGAACUGAAUGCUGUCACAUCCUCCAGGGUAUAAGGGCGGGCAGGCCCAGCAACCAGAAGGAAGUUUUACACACAGGAUCAAGCACAAGCAGGACUGGAGAACACAAGCACCUACACAAUCAGCAAGAGUGGAUCCUUCAUGAUAACAGAUUCUCCGCGGAUGCACUAGCAUCAUUCAUUCACCAUACACCUGUGGCCCCCUGGGAGAUCUCUUUUUUUUAAGAUUUUAUUUAUUCAUUUGAGAGAGCGAGAGAGCAAGAGAGUGAGAGAGCGAGCACACAAGUGGGAUGAGGGGCAGAGGGAGAAGCAGACUCCCCGCUGAGCAGGGAGCCUGAUGUGGGGCUCCAGGAUCAUGACCUGAGCCGAAGGCAGAUGCUUAACCGACUGAGCCACCCAGGCGCCCUGGGAGAUCUCUUGACAAGCUGACUAGGAAGGAAAAGCCCAAGCAUUGUUCUUAGAUUGGUGGGCUUGGUGUGUGGGUAUCAGCAAGUAUAGCAACUCCGGCCUGAGAAAGCCAUGGUGACCAGGAAUGAGGGUCUGGGUCAUACCCACCAGGCAAACCACCAAAACCUUAAGACUGAUGGGGAUCUAUAAUUCUUAGUGGGAGGGGAAGUGAUUAUUUGCUGCUUUGAGACCAGCUGCAGUAUUGAGGGUGGUAGUUUGUCCUAAGUUUCUCCUAGGAAGAGAGGCCCAUCAGCCUCCUAGAAGAGCUGAUCCCAGAACUUAGUGAAGCGGAUCUGGGAGGCACAAAGGUGGACUGUGGUGGACACUGCAAUACCUUGCCCAGAGCUCCCUUUAGCAAUCGAGGCCUUAUUACUUCAGUUGUUAGGAAUGCUGCCAUCAGAGAGUCCUUGGCUACCAGCCCUCUUCCGGGAUUGCAUUAGCUGAGAGUUAUCUUGUUUCAGAUCACAUCCCAUUCUCAGGGUGGCCCACAUCCAAUGACUCAUUGAUGCUGUGUAUAAAGGCCUGGCCCUCUUGCCCCUAACUGAGAUAGUUUUGGAGUUUCAUUCUGUCUUCAUAAUUCACUCUAAUGUAUGCUGAGGCAUUCCAUUGAUAGUGGGCUAAAAUUUGAUUUCUCCCUUUUUUCAUUCCUGCUACUUUCUUCCCUUUCCUUCCAUAAGUGUUGAUCCCAGGAGCACUUCCCAAUAAACCUUCUAUACUCUAAUCUUUGUCUCAGAAUCUGCUUCCUGUAACAGCCAAUCUGUGACAAUGCUUUAUGCAUGUUAUAUCUAUCUAUCUAUCUAUCUAUCUAUCUAUCUAUCUAUCUAUCUAUCUAUCUAUCUAUCUAUCAUCUAUCUAUCUAAUCUAUCCACCCUAAAAUCAAGAGUAAUAUGAGUUGUUUAAUAUUGUGAAAUGUUCAUUAGCCUCUCUGUGCAAUUUUUGCAAAUACUGCACUAAUUUUUUAUUACCUCUGGAGCCACAGACUGGAAAAGAGACAGGCAAGAAAAUGGGCACUAUUGGGGAAUGAUAGUUUGUUCAACAGAAACCUAUUGCAUUCAUGUAUCUGAGAAGGCUUUGACAAGUUAGCUUGUUUUUUUCUCUUCCAUAAGUGCUUCCACUGCUUGAAUCUUCCCUGCCUUCUGAAAUCAUGUCUGUCUUUUGGGUCAGCAGUGGCACAAUCCACAAAUGGUCAUGGCAUUUGGACACAGUUGCCUUUUAUUUAGAAGAUAGAGGGAGACAGAUGUGGAGAAGCACGUUCCUGGAGCCUGAACAGUACUAGUCAGAGUGCAGAUGUUUAGGGUUAUAAGUUGCACCGUGCCAACAAUAAGCACCAGAUCCUGUGUGACACGGGCACCCAUGCGUGUGUGUAUGUGUGUGUGUGAUAUACAGGACCCUUCAAAACAUGGGAUUUAGAGAGGGCCCCUCAUGCCCAGAUCUAAGGGUAGGGCUGAGGCUAGGAUAGCAGUGGAUGACAUUCAGGUCCCGAUUCUUACUCUAAUGUUGUAGCAGACUCAGGGCUCAGGGGUUGGUUUAAGGUUUUGGGUAUAGUGGCCUUGCCGGGUCAUGCACAUAUGAGGAAGAGUUUAACAUCACUUUUUGAAAAUGAAAAUGCUGUUCUUCUUGGGAAAAAAGCCCAUUUCCGGAAAACACAUAAACCGAUUGGCCCUUAAGGCAGUGUAGUAUAGGGGAGAGAGUGAAUCUGGAGCAGAGGAUGAGGCAGCAAGAGUAUUAACAUUUCUCUUCCCCUUUUAGUUUUCAAAUACCAGAGUACAAAGAACACUCUGGUAUUUCUUCUUAUAAGGACACUAAUCCUAUCAGAUCAGGGACCCACUCUUCUUUUUUUGUAAGAUUUUACUUAUUUAUCUGACAGAGAGAGAGAGAAAGAGAGAGCGAGAGCACAGUUUAUUUUUUAAACUCCUCAAAAGGAGUAGAUUUGAGAGGUAAAGGGAAUGAAUCUGCUUUAAACUAUCUGAAUUUGAGGUGCCUAUGGAACUUUUUUUUUUGAGAGAAUCU